GCUGAAAAUUUGAAUUUCAAGAUAAAGUAACCUGAACGACUCGAAACAUGUUUCUUAUAGGUUUUCGACAAUGCUCUUUCCAGUGGCAUCGUUUUUAAAUAUUGAGAAAGUUUUCUGAAGGGUUUUCUAGAGACUGGAUCUCUGGAAAACUCCUUAGAAAACUUUUUCAAAACCCAACUCUCAUGCCAUUACAAAGAGGAUCAUGAAAAACCUAUAACAAAAUGGUUCAUGAAAUUUUAGUUCACUCAUAAAGUUAAAGUCCGCCUGCUCUAGCAAAAAAUGCCCACUGUGGGCCAACAUCCAUAGUGUAUAUGGUAAAAGUUUCAGCUUCAUCUGACUUAUUGCUCGGGUGAUAUAGAAUUUUUAUUGAAAAAGUCCUAUUUUUCUCAUGUGCAACUGCCUUCCCUCGUGGCAUCUGUAACUCUCGAAGGGAGCAUUGCAAAGGCGUGAAAAUGUUUUUAUAACCUCACCUUUAGGUAGGUAUCUGUGAUAAAAAUUUCAGCGCGAUCUGAGAUGAUCCGUAUAUGGUCCGUCUGACUCUGCCAGACAAUGGCUCUUAAGUGAUUUGUCAAGUAUUGCUGACGUGUCUUUAGCGACAUGUGUGUGGCCAAUCUGGCCGAAUGAGAGCAGAAAUUUGAUUUGAUCAACUUUUGAUUCAAAGCAACACUGAAGCAUACGAAAGCAAAGCAAUAUAAAAAAAUGACGAAUCAAAGAACCAAAACUUGCAAAAAGACAUUUUUGUGCAAGAAAGCAUUAAUCUUUCUAAGCGAAGCGAUUGAAGGUAACACAACCACUUUGGAUUGAUUUUUGGUUGUACUUGUUUGGGGGGGGGAUCAGAAGUAAAAAAAUUUAGUUCUUGUACGGAGAAAAGUCGUGUCUAGAGCAUCGGAUUCCUUUUCGUCAACAGAAAGGAAUUUAAUUGGAAGAAAGAAAUCAGCAUGUCACCUCGACUCCUGAUCUCAAUUUUUAUCAUGCUCACUUUUGUGAAAAAUAUGUAAUUCAUUUAUAAAAAAUAAUCGAAUUUAAGGUUUAACAACAACAGUAGCAUCAUCGUCUUCUUCAUGUUCAACAUCAACAUUAUUACUAUUGCCCAAUGAACUUAUUCUAUUUAUCUUUCUUUACUUACAACCAACAGAAAUUAUUGAAAUAUUCUUCAAUUUGAGUACACGAAUAAAUAAUUUAAUAUUCUCUGAUAAACAUGUAAAUGAAAUUGAUUUAACUCAUGUUGAUCAAGUAUGGUUAGACAAAUAUUUAUCCUUUAUACAGCCGUGUACAAAUAAGUUAAAAUUUAAACAAAAACAAUUAUCGAUAUUAUUUGAGGGUGAGGCUCAAUGGACAAAUUAUUAUAAUCUAAAUAUGGAGAGUUUAUUAUCUGACAAUACUAUGAAGUAUCUAAUCAUUUGUGGCGAACAGCCAAAAGCAAGGUUCCGUCUAUAUAUUACAAAUCCAGAAUUGUCUGCCACAUGUACACAUAAUAAAGGUUUAGAUGGACAUAUAUUUGACACUAAAAAGACUGCUACAGUAGAGAAAUGUAUCAUUGGUGCGUAUCGUCGCGAGUUCUUCGUUACCUUUACAGCACAUCCAAGUUAUGCGCACUAUGAAACUGAAACGCCUACAUUUAACGUACGAGCAAAAAUAUAUUUAACAUUAAUAAAUUAUUGGUCAUUAAUAGUUGAAAACAAACCAUAUAACGGUGCACUGCCACAAUCAUUAUCUACUAAGAAGGCAUAUUAG
Didymodactylos carnosus is the source of this 1734-nucleotide messenger RNA. NCBI's taxonomy places the organism in Eukaryota, Metazoa, Rotifera, Eurotatoria, Philodinida, Philodinidae. The record is from the annotation of a GenBank genome assembly.